UUACCAACGCAACCGCCCUCAACCUCGACGGGCCCGCCCCUCUGUCCGUAGCCUCCCGUAGCCUCCCGUACGCCAAUCUCUUAGCCUCGACCAUGGCCCAUCAGUCGCCGCUGGCGUUUCCCGAUAUCCGCACUCUAUUUGAUACUACCGAUUCGCAAAUGAAUCAGCAGCCCGGUCUCGUUGACUCGAAUCGAAUCUUGACCCCGGCUCUGGAUCCGGCAGCCCUCUCGUCAGCGCCGCCCAAUACGGUCUCGCUGACAACAUUACACCACAGCUCGCCCCAACAAGUUCUGGCCCCGGUGACCUUUCAGCCCUCCUACUCUCCCGGCAUGCGGCCUCGUUUGUCGCCCUACAGCCGGCCCCAGAGUGCCCACUCGCACUCUCGCGGCCCGCCACCCACCUACGCCCAUCAGCGCAAGAUUAUGCGGACGCGAUCAGCAAACGACUUUUCGGGCCUCAGCAUGCCCGAGACCCGCCCGGUCGAGCUCACCUCCCCCGACACAAUCGCCCGGCCACCUCUGGGCUUCUCCCCGAACGUCGGUCCUGUUGCCGCGGUCGCCCUCAAGCCACCGUACAUGAUUCCCACAUUCCCCUCGCCGGGAAUGCCCUCGCAGAUCCAUCAAGCCUCCAUGGUCCCGCUCCAGUCGCUUCCCCAGGCGCACCCCUCGCCGUCACACAUGGUUCCGUCGACGCCCCACUCGAUAUUGUCGGGCGACUCGCCCUUCGGAGACCAGAUGACCAUCAGCUUUCCGCCGCUCGAGAGUCCGCUCAUCCAGCCUGCUGUGGGUGGCUAUCCGUCGCCGAUGGCCUACCCGCACAUGCGCCCUGCCCAUCUGCUGCAGGCCCAGCCGGUGAUGGUGUCCCACGAGAGCCUCUCGGCCGUCUCGAGCAGCCAUAGCAACCUCACCUCUUCCUUUACAAGUCCGUCCAUGUCCGGCCAUGAUCCUGCCGCCUUUGGUUCAGACGGAUACGCAUCACUCCACGAUGACGGCCUUGGGGCUGGCAACGACGAUCUCGACCUUGGCGAUGACAACGACUUUGACGACGACGAUGACGAUGACUUCCCCAUCGGCACUUCAUCUUCCGGCGGCUCGAAAAAGUCGCUCCGAAAAGCCGUGCAUCAGGUCUCGGAGCAGCGGCGCCGCCUGCAGCUGCGUCAGUGCUUCAAUUCGCUCGUCGAGAUUGUGCCGCUCGACAAGGUGCCCAUCGAACGCAGCGAAAAGAAGCGCACCCGGUCCCUGAACCGCAUCCAGAUCCUCCAUCGCACCCUCAAGUACAUCUACAUGCUGCAGGAACGUCGAGAGCGGCAGGAAGAGACCCUGUCCAGACUGAGGCAGGAGCUGCAGGAGCUGCAAGAGCCCGACAGCUCCUCUGGAUGAAACCAAUCCAAGCGACACUGCUGUGUUCUCUAUAGCUUCGCCGCGCUAUUGGUCUACUGGUCUACGGCGCUACUGCUCUUCCGUUUCUGUUGUCCCUCCUCCUCCUCUCCUAGUCUCUCCCCUCUCAGUCCCAAAGUGCCCUCCCUGUUCGCUCUGCCUCGAGCAGCAUAAA
Molecule: messenger RNA, 1551 nt
Organism: Polychytrium aggregatum
Lineage: Eukaryota; Fungi; Chytridiomycota; Chytridiomycetes; Polychytriales
Exons: 4
Coding region: 93-1379 (428 amino acids)
Biological process (GO): positive regulation of transcription by RNA polymerase II
Cellular component (GO): RNA polymerase II transcription regulator complex
Molecular function (GO): protein dimerization activity; DNA-binding transcription factor activity
Source: RefSeq, a predicted model, not a curated record